Molecule: messenger RNA, 4130 nt
Organism: Myripristis murdjan (pinecone soldierfish)
Lineage: Eukaryota; Metazoa; Chordata; Actinopteri; Holocentriformes; Holocentridae
Gene: ppp3cb
Product: protein phosphatase 3, catalytic subunit, beta isozyme
Exons: 14
Coding region: 259-1794 (511 amino acids)
Biological process (GO): calcineurin-mediated signaling
Molecular function (GO): calmodulin-dependent protein phosphatase activity
Source: RefSeq, a predicted model, not a curated record
UUAGAAUUCACCCCCUCACCAAGGCAUUACCCCAUUUUCUAAAGGGGGGAUGUCUCUCCCCCUAUGUAUAGCCAAGGCUAUUGUGCGACACCCUGUGCUGCAUGAGCUCCACUUACGCGCUCCACUCCUAGCGGUGGUUUCGUGUUACUGAAUAAUACCCGACAGGGGGACAGGGAGAGUGAUAGAGAGAGAGAGAGAAAGAGCAGAGAGCGAGAGAGAUCAGCAUCUUGUUCCAAUGAAACAUCAAGCAGUUUGACGAUGACAGCGAAAGGCAGACUUAAAGCGGUCCCCUUCCCCCUGGCCCACAGGCUGACCAUGAAGGAGGUGUUUGAUGCCGAGGGCCGGCCGCGAGUGGACCUGCUCAAGGCUCACCUCACCAAGGAGGGUCGGCUGGAGGAGGCUGUGGCCUUGCGCAUUAUUGACGAGGGCGCUGCCAUCCUGCGCCAGGAGCGCACCAUGCUGGACAUCGAGGCACCAGUCACAGUGUGUGGGGAUAUCCACGGCCAGUUCUUUGACCUGAUGAAGUUGUUCGAAGUGGGAGGUUCUCCUGCCAACACACGCUACCUCUUCCUAGGGGACUAUGUGGACAGGGGCUACUUCAGUAUCGAGUGUGUAUUGUACCUGUGGUCGCUGAAAAUCCUCUACCCAAAGACACUCUUUCUUCUACGGGGAAACCAUGAAUGUAGACAUCUGACAGAAUAUUUCACCUUCAAACAAGAAUGUAAGAUCAAGUACUCAGAGCAGGUGUACGAUUCCUGUAUGGAGGCGUUUGAUUGCUUGCCCCUGGCAGCCCUGAUGAACCAGCAGUUCCUGUGUGUGCAUGGGGGGCUUUCACCAGAGAUCCACACACUGGACGACAUCAAGAAGUUGGACCGGUUCAAGGAGCCCCCAGCUUUUGGGCCCAUGUGCGACCUGUUGUGGGCCGACCCUCUGGAAGACUUUGGCAAUGAGAAGACCCAGGAGUACUUUGGCCACAACACAGUCAGAGGCUGCUCCUACUUUUACAGUUACCCGGCGGUGUGUGAGUUUCUACAGACCAACAACCUGCUGUCAAUCAUCAGAGCGCACGAAGCACAGGAUGCUGGGUACCGUAUGUACCGGAAGAGUCAGACUACAGGUUUCCCCUCUCUCAUCACCAUCUUCUCUGCUCCAAACUACCUGGACGUCUACAACAACAAAGCGGCGGUGUUGAAGUAUGAGAACAACGUGAUGAACAUCCGUCAGUUCAACUGCUCUCCUCACCCCUACUGGCUGCCCAACUUCAUGGACGUCUUCACCUGGUCUCUGCCUUUUGUGGGAGAGAAAGUGACUGAGAUGCUGGUUAAUGUCCUGAGUAUCUGCUCUGACGAUGAACUCAUGAAUGAUGGAGACGAGAUCUUCGAUGCCAAUGCAGCAGCCGCCAGGAAAGAGGUGAUCAAAAACAAGAUCCGUGCCAUUGGGAAGAUGGCCAAAAUGUUCUCUGUGCUACGGGAGGAGAGUGAGAACGUGUUGACCCUGAAGGGCCUGACUCCUACAGGCAUGCUGCCCAGCGGAGUGCUGUCUGGGGGCAAACAGACCCUGCAGAGCGCUACCAUUGAGGCCAUAGAAGCCAUCGAGACAGUUCAGGAUGCUGAAGCCAUUCGAGGUUUCUCCCCACAGCAUCGGAUCAGCAGCUUCGAGGAGGCCAAGGGUCUGGAUCGGAUUAACGAGCGGAUGCCGCCUCGCCGUGACGCCGUCAAUAGCGUGGGCCUUUCGAUGGGCCGCAUGAACAUGGGGGAGCCCAAUGGAACCGACAGCAACAGCAAUAUACAGUGAUGAGAGACACACACUCUCAUACCCAGACACAUACUUAACAGUUAUGAUAUGGAACCAUAUUUAUAGAUAUGUGUACAUAGGCAUAUAUGCACACACUCAAAACACACAGGCAUAACAGACACACACACACACACACACACAGUAUUCCAUACACUAAGUAUGCAUAGGGUACAGACAAAAACACACGUGCGCAUGCACACACAAGCAACCACAUAAACACAGAUACAUACACUCGAAUACCUAUCCUUUUCCCGUUGCCCCCAGCUGUGUGUGUGUAAGGCGUGAGCGUUACCUGGACUACACCACCAAAGGCUGAGUCUCUCACUGAACUGGUCAGCCCUAUAUAGAGAACUACAAAUCCCAUGUACCUGCACAACAGGAAAGAAGCUACAAAAAUACUCCCAAUGCAAAACAAAGAGCUACCGUUCACCAUGUUUAGUGGGGAUCACAAGUGGGUUGACUGUGUCAGCAUGACCGUGUUGGUGGAAUGUGUUGUGUUAGGGGUGGGGUCAACUGUUUGUACUCGGGUCUGGUGAUCUGGGGUCUGGGCGGGGCAUUAAAGAUGGCACUUCCUGCGUAUAUGUUUGCUUUCCCUGUUUGCCUCUAUAAACAGGAGGUGGAGUCCAAACUGACGGCUGGUUGUCAGAUCACAGAUUUUAUACGGUCACUGCUAGACUGUGCAGCUAUGCCUGUGUGCGUGCGCAUGCUCCAACAUGUAUGUGUCUGUGCGGUUUGAAAUUGGAAUAGCGUUUCCGUCUGCAAACACACCGGAUGCGAUUAGCAGGAAAAAAACAAAAAAAAAAAACAAAAAGCCAAGCUGCACAGAAGAUGAAACGUGUGGAGAUAAUCUCAGUUGCAGUCUAACCUGAGCCCUCGCUGUCCUUUUAUUCUCGGGAUGGAGUUUCCCGUUUAGCUUUUGUAGCACCACUCUUCACCCCCUAAUCCACCUAUUGACGGUAAUCUGAGAGGUCAAGUGGAGACGCUCGCCGCCCGUCCCGCCUCUGGUCCCAAGUUGGCUAGCCAAAACUGGGCCCGGAUCAAAUUUGACAGAAAGCGUUUCUCCUCAGCUGUUGCGUGUAAAUAGGAUGCAUAGAGAGGUUUUAUCACACAUCUGAUGCAUACAGACACGGGAUGCAGUGCGGUGGAACGAGGAUGCUUCGAGCGUGGUGUACGGUGUCGGGCGGGGGGUUAAAAAUGUGAAGUCAUAUUCUAUUCAUUCUAUUUCUACAUACUCCUUUCUUCCCAUGUGCUGUCUCAUGUAGUCUGCUACUAAACAGCAGUGGUGGCUGGGCCUCUCCGGCCUACAAGCAGAAAAAAUAUUUUGCAGAGGAAACGGACUCUUCAGGUGAAGGCAGCAGCCAAAACAACAAGAAGAAGUCAGAGGAAAGGGUCUUUGUAAAGCAUUUAUAUUAACGCAUCAGUGCAUGCAAAGUUAAGUUCUUUGAUAAUAAUGUGAAGAUUAUAUUUGUGCUCUGUGUUUCACUAUGGUAGGAUUUUAUUUUUUCUUCUUGUUUUUCUGGCUUAUAUAAAUGAACUGAGGAAUAAUGAAUAAUUUAUUUUGUACAUAAUGUUUAUUUUAUUUAUUUAUUUUUUGUAUUCAUUUUGUGUUAUAUUCCGUUGAAUUUUUUUCAUGUUUUUUUUUUUCAUGACUUGUGUUGGAUACGUUCUCGUUUCUUUCAACGCUGUACAGAACGACAGUACGCUUCGAUUCAAAGUGUCGGUCCACGUUCUCUCCUCUCUUCUUUGUCGAUGUACAGGAAUUGUUUUUAAUGAUAAUAUUAAUAACGAUAACAAAUAUUAAACUAGCAUUGAUGAAUGACCAUACUAUAUACAGAGGCACAGGCAUUCAGGCAGCCAAAGCAUGAUUGCAUGGUUAAAAUUGCGCUGUUCAAAGCAAAAAGCAGCAAGACACAUUUUAACAGAAGAGCCGGUGUGUUGCCGUCACAAUUUAAAGGAAAAAAGUGUACUCUCUCUGAUCAUAAUUCUUGAUGAUUCCUCUUGUUAUUUGAUGAUAUUUAUGAUUCUAUGAUUAUUAUGAUUCUAUUUAUUAUGGACAUUAUUCUUAAUAUUUAAGCUCUCUCUCUGCUGGUUGCUCUUCACGUUGCGUUGCUCCUUGGUUGAUCUUGUUGUGCUUCUUUGGGAGAGGUGAACCCCCCUGGGAGACCCUGUGCCAUAGAAAUAGUGCCACGGUUCUUUCUCUCUCUCUCUCUCUCUCUCUCUCUCACUUUCUCACUCUCUCUCUUUUUCUGUUUUGACUCCCCAGUCACUAACACUGUAAGCAUGCCCCAUGGGACGAUCCACUUUUUUACUCUUGAAUAAAAUAUGCAUGAACCUUU